Messenger RNA from Pyrus x bretschneideri (Chinese white pear), 739 nucleotides. Its product is annotated as transmembrane emp24 domain-containing protein p24beta3-like. Gene Ontology annotation, biological process: Golgi organization; intracellular protein transport; endoplasmic reticulum to Golgi vesicle-mediated transport. The coding region runs from base 1 to 657 and encodes 218 amino acids. NCBI's taxonomy places the organism in Eukaryota, Viridiplantae, Streptophyta, Magnoliopsida, Rosales, Rosaceae. Gene Ontology annotation, cellular component: endoplasmic reticulum; COPII-coated ER to Golgi transport vesicle; Golgi apparatus. The record is from RefSeq and is a predicted model, not a curated record. The transcript has 4 exons.
AUGGAGAAAAGAAAGAGAUUCGAGACCGCCAAGAUUUACGUGGCGUACGGUUUUCUUCUGAGCCUCAUCGACAAUGGCAGUGUUGCUACUGCUCUUUCAAUCACCGUGACGGAGUUUGAAUGCGUAUCAGAGCAGGUUCUACACGAAGGAGACACCGUCUCCGGAAACUUUGUUGCCAUCGACCACGACAUCUUCUGGAGCUCCGACCACCCUGGCAUCGAUUUCACUGCUACAGCUCCAGGAGGCAGCAUUGUGUCUUCUCUGAAAGGAACGUCGGGAGAUAAGUUCAAGUUCAAGGCACAGAAAAGCGGAAUCUACAAGUUCUGUUUUCGAAAUCCUGCUUCGACUCCUGAGACUGUUUCAUUCUACAUCCAUGUUGGCCACAUCCCAAAUGAGCAUGACUUGGCUAAAGACGAACACAUGGACCCUCUGAAUAUUAAGAUUGCCGAGCUGAGAGAGGCAUUGGAAGCAAUCACAACAGAGCAAAAGUUCCUUAAGGCGCGCGAUGCCAGGCAUAGAUACACAAAUGUUAGCACGAACAAACGAGUGAUCUACUUCACACUUGCAGAGUACCUUGUAUUUGCCGGUGCAAGCGCUCUUCAAGUGCUCUACAUCCGCAAUCUGUUCAGCAAGUCCGUUGCUUAUAACAGAGUUUAAUUAGGUUCCCAUUUUUCUUAAUAAUCUUCUUAUAAAUUCGUAACAAAUGUUAUUUAUCUCUUUUUAUUGGUAAAUAAGGCAA